Pantherophis guttatus is the source of this 626-nucleotide messenger RNA. The record is from RefSeq and is a predicted model, not a curated record. NCBI's taxonomy places the organism in Eukaryota, Metazoa, Chordata, Lepidosauria, Squamata, Colubridae.
CCCGGAAGGCCCAGGCGCCGCCCACCACGGCAUCAGUUUGGCGGAGCCGGAAGACCUGAAGCGGCGGUUGGAGGCGCUCGCGGAGAUUAUCCUUUCCCCAGAUCUGCCAGGAUGUCUGGUCACAACUGGAGCCAGAAGACGCAAACAAGGAGGGAGGAAGAGGAGGAAGAGGAGGAGGAAGAUCCUUUUGACCAGAUGAUCCAGCGGACGGGCUGCGCCACUUUCCACUACGCCGUGAUGGAGUGCAUGGCAGAACACCAGGACUGGCGCAAGUGCCAAGAACAAGUGCAGAGUUUCCGGGCCUGCAUGACGGAACAUCAGAAGCAGCGAGCGGAAGAGGUCAAGAGGAGGCAGAAGCUGCACCAGGCCGCCAGCUGACCGAAGGGUAGCGCAGGGGAGCCCGCUGGACUCCCAAAGCUUCGGAGCAACGCGAGCCCAGCAAGGGAUGGCUAUGCAGGACGAAGCCAUCAUCAGAGAUUUGGAAAGAGCUAAAUUUUGUAGACCAAAGAUGUGUCUACCGUCAGACCCGUUAAUGCAAAAAAAAUGGGAGUGGCAUUCUUUUUUUUUUUGCUUUUAAUAGGAAAAAAUGUGAAGCCUCCUGCCAGGAUAAAUGGAAUAUUCUUUUC